Schistosoma turkestanicum is the source of this 929-nucleotide messenger RNA. Lineage: Eukaryota; Metazoa; Platyhelminthes; Trematoda; Strigeidida; Schistosomatidae. The record is from the annotation of a GenBank genome assembly.
AUGGAACCUUCAACGCCAAAGGUGGCUUCGGAUUUCUUACACCGCUCUCUAUCAAUUGUGACGUGUAUAUGUGAAUAUGGAUUGCCCCGCAAGGGCAGUAAACAGAAUUAUUUUUGUGCUUCCCGAACUCCUGCUAAUUUAGAGGAACAUGAAAUACUCACUUCUUCUGGUUUAUACCAACGAGUUUAUGUUCAACCUAAUAAUAAUAAAACGGCACUUAUCACUUAUCAUGAUAUUGGAACUAAUCAUACCUCGUUUCUUAGUCUAUUCAAUAAUCCGGAAAUGCGUGUAAUCACUGAAAAUUUCACUGUUUAUCAUAUAUGCGCUCCUGGACAUCAUGAAAAUGCACCGAAUCUUAGUUUUGGUGAACCUGGUCAAGAUCAAGUGUUAUUAUCUCAACCGGAUAUACAGAAACAACGUCAGUCCGUUUCAUCAAUUACUGGUAGUAGAGGAAGUAUUUUGGAAGCGGUUCGUCGACGAUCUUCAUUACUAUUAAAUCGUUUUAUGGAAUCUAUUGGAAUGAAUGUUGGGGAAGUUAUUCUAUGAUUGUUGUUUUCAUUGUUGUUAUAUUUUGAUAACACAAUAAUGAUGAUGUUGAUGAUGGUGAUGCAUUUUAUUCUAAUUCGGUUGUUUUAUCCGGGUGUUUGAGUCAUUCAGCAUAUAUCCAUCCAUAUCGUGAACAUGAAAAGAGUGAGAGAGAGAGAGAGAGCGCGCGCGCGAAAAAAACGGCGUUUUUAAACGGUGUAUAACCGCUACACAAUGGUGUAUACACAGGUUGUUUGGCUAGGUGUCCAUUUAUUUUGUCUUGAAUUUUUAACCAACCUUUUAUAGAAUUGGAUAAAAACAAAAAAAACAAUGUGUUCAGUGUUUUAAUUCGUGGUGAGCUUUGUAACUAACGUGUUUUAAACAAAACAAGACUUUUCUGUCCA